This is a messenger RNA of Protopterus annectens (West African lungfish), 1934 nucleotides long. Its product is annotated as keratin, type II cytoskeletal 8-like. Gene Ontology annotation, molecular function: structural constituent of skin epidermis. Lineage: Eukaryota; Metazoa; Chordata; Ceratodontiformes; Protopteridae. Gene Ontology annotation, cellular component: keratin filament. Gene Ontology annotation, biological process: intermediate filament organization; keratinization. The record is from RefSeq and is a predicted model, not a curated record. The coding region runs from base 105 to 1535 and encodes 476 amino acids. The transcript is spliced from 9 exons.
GCAACGUCUUGCCACUACAGAUUGGGGUUUUGCUUGUUUUCUGGCAGUUCUGUUCUCUUCCCUGGUUGUUCUGAAUUACUGAUUGAUAAAUCCAAGGAGCAGCUAUGACAUCAUACAGCAGUGCAGUGUACAAAGUGACCAGUGGUGGUAACUCGACAAAAGUAGGCCCAUCUAUCCGUCAGCAAAGCAGUGGGUUCAGCUCUUCUGGACCUUUAGCUGGUGAUCUCAUAAAUGGGGUACAGAGCAAAUCUGCAUAUAAAUUGAGUUCCACCCCAGCAGUAUCUGGGGGAUCCUUAACUAGUGGGGGAAGUAAUGCAGGCUACACUCCUGUCAUUACUGCUGUAUCUUUUAACAAGAACUUGCUGGCUCCUAUAAAACUGGACAUUGAUCAAUCCAUUGGGAUACUCCGAACACAUGAGAAAGACGAAAUCAAAACCCUCAACAAUAAAUUUGCCUCCUUCAUUGACAAGGUGCAAGUAUUGGAAAAACAGAAUAAACUACUGGAAACAAAGUGGGCACUGUUGCAGGAACAAGAACAGAAGAAAGUAAAAUCCAAUAUCGAACCAAUGCUUGAAUCAUUCAUAAACAGCCUCAAAAAACAGCUGGACGUAAUAAAUGAUGAAAAAGAAAAGCUGGAGAAGGAGUGCAAGCAAAUGCAAGAUGUGGUGGAAGACUACAAAACCAGAUAUGAAGAUGAAAUAUGCAAACGCACUUCUGGUGAAAAUGAGUUUGUUAUGAUGAAAAAAGAUGUUGAUUCAGCGUUCAUGGUCAAAUCUGAAUUGACAGAUAAAGUGGACCGUCUUACUGAUGAAAUUAAUUUUCUUCGUCAGCUGUAUGAUGAGCAACUUCGUGAGCUACAAAAUGAUAUCAAUGAUGUGUCAGUCAUUGUUGAGGUUGACAAUCGCCGCAAUUUGGACCUGGAUGGUAUUGUUGCAGAUGUAACGUCUCAGUAUGAAGCUAUGCUUGCCAAGAGUCGUGAUGAGGUUGAGGCAUGCCACAAGGCUAAGAUUACAGAGAUAUCGUCUGCAAUAGGGAAAUAUGAUGAUGAGCUACGAAACACCAAGUCUGAAAUUCAUGAACUGAACCGAUAUAUCCAAAGGCUGAAUGCAGAAAUUGAAUCUUUAAAGAACCAGCGUGCAUCUCUGGAGUUAGCUAUUGGUGAAGCAGAAGGACAUGGUGAAAUGGCCGUUGCUGAUGCAAAAAGUCGUAUAAGUGAAUUGGAAGCUGCUUUGCAGAAGGCCAAACAAGAUAUGGCUACCCAGAUACGUGAAUACCAAGAUCUGAUGAACAUCAAGCUGUCUCUGGACAUUGAGAUUGCUACAUACAGAAAACUGUUAGAAGGAGAAGAAUACAGGAUGGCAUCUGAGACACCCGUCAAUAUACGUUCUGUGUCAUCGAAUAAUGCCGCUUUCUAUAAUUUACAAGAAUCGGCUUCAAUGCCCAUCAGGUCUGCUGCUCCACCAAAGAGUGUUGUUAUUAAGACAGUGGAAUCCAUUGUCAGUGGAAGCAUAAAAGGAAGAAACAGUCGCCCUUAAGAGUUGGGAACUUUGACCAUGUCAGGAUCACGGAUAAGCUCAGGUGGAUCACAUUGAGGCUUCUGAGAAUGCAUUUCAUUAGCGCAUCAAUCCAGAAGAAAACUUCACAGUAUCCUGUAAUGGAGACCAGAAGACUAAUAUGAACAUUUACUUGGUUGAACCCAAUGAUACUAAAAUAUGCAUGGAUCACUGAGUUUACAUUCUUACCAUUAUUGCUCAUAACAAAGGAAGCACAAUGUAAAUUAACAAGAUAAUUACAAUUAUUCUGUAUGAUAUGAAGUACUUUGAUUAAAUAUUUUUAAAUACCUGGACUAUCUCUAAUGCAUACUGUUAAGAAACAGCCACUUCAUGGCUUCAUUCUAAAAGCCAUGGUGAAAAAAAAUAAAAUAAUUUCUAAGA